Saccostrea cuccullata (small rock oyster) is the source of this 495-nucleotide messenger RNA. RefSeq lists its product as uncharacterized. The transcript has 3 exons. The record is from RefSeq and is a predicted model, not a curated record. The annotation marks the transcript as partial. Lineage: Eukaryota; Metazoa; Mollusca; Bivalvia; Ostreida; Ostreidae.
UCGUCAAUGACGCUUAUUUUUCACAAUAUUUAUUUGGAGAACGUAUUCAUGUAUUUACGAUCGAUGUAAACUUUUCUUUUCACAUUUCGUAUGUAUUGUAAAAUCAACUUGAACUGAUUCCUUAUUUUCUAUAAAUUCUGACAUGCUUUGACGUAUAAUUUUUAAUUACUGAGCUGAGUGAAGAUGAAAGACACAUUGGAAAUGGAUUUGAGACCAGUUACCAAUCUGUAUUCGUCAAGAAUAGCUGAAUGGAAAGACAGAGAGUUACAGCUGUCUCGAUUACAUGAGGAAAUAGUAGGAAAGAGGGAGACUCACUUGAAUUACAGUAUAGCUUACUCAAAAAACAGAGCAACAAGACUCCAAACCACUGAGCUUGUAGAUAUAGAAAAAGCACGUCAUAGGAAUGAAAAAUACUUACAGGAUUUAAUGUCAAUUGGUGAGAACUUAAAGGUAGAGGGAGACAACCCAAUAAGUCCCAGACUGGCUACUCUUCAG